Messenger RNA from Mytilus californianus (California mussel), 934 nucleotides. Its product is annotated as oligoribonuclease, mitochondrial-like. The coding region runs from base 65 to 661 and encodes 198 amino acids. The record is from RefSeq and is a predicted model, not a curated record. Gene Ontology annotation, cellular component: mitochondrion. The transcript is spliced from 6 exons. NCBI's taxonomy places the organism in Eukaryota, Metazoa, Mollusca, Bivalvia, Mytilida, Mytilidae. Gene Ontology annotation, molecular function: 3'-5'-RNA exonuclease activity; nucleic acid binding.
GAAUUUUAUAUACAAGAUUCCCGCCAGUAUAACACGGCGUUAUUUUUGCAAUAUUUACAGAAAUAUGUCUUCAAACGGAGGAGAUGCGUCACCGACGAAGAAACCAAAGCUUGUCAAUGAUGACAAAAGUAAAAGAUUUGUUUGGGUCGAUUUGGAGAUGACUGGAUUAGAUAUUGAAAAGGAACACAUUAUAGAGAUGGCAUGUCUUGUUACAGAUGCUGAACUCAAUGUUGUAGCUGAGGGUCCUAAUUUAGUUAUUAAUCAACCAGAUGAAGUUUUAGAUAACAUGGGGGAGUGGUGUAAACAACAUCAUGGAGAGUCUGGUUUAACAGAUGCCGUACGGAAAAGUGACAUAUCUCUAGAAGAAGCAGAAAAAAACAUGUUGAACUUUGUCAAGGAGCAUACAACAGAGAAAACAGCUUUACUUGCUGGAAACUCAAUCCAUGCUGAUAGAAUGUUUCUAAACAAAUACAUGCCAAAAUUCUUAAAUCAUCUACAUUACAGAAUCGUCGAUGUCAGCACAGUUAAAGAACUUUGUCGGCAUUGGUAUCCAGAAGAAUACCAAAAGGCACCAAAGAAAAAAAUAGCUCACAGAGCACUUGAUGACAUCAAAGAGAGCAUGCAGGAACUGAAAUUUUACAAAGGAGCCAUUUUUAAAUAGCUUGUACAAAAUGCUCAUGCAUUAAAGUUGAUUGAAAUCAACACGAAAGUACAGUUAUUGCAGAUACAAUUUGCACAGCCAUGUUUUGUUUACAGGAAGUGGAUGAGAAUGACUACAGUAAACUGGAAUUUUUAUGAACCUUUUACACUCUCUAUUAACACGUGUUUAUAUGAACUUGUUGUAAAUUUAUUGUCAACUUUUAAUGUAUACUGAAUAUUUUUUUUAUACUUGUGCAUAGGUAGUUUAUAUGUUAUACUAAAAGAAAGAACUUCA